AUGGCCAUGCCGCCGCCGAUCCCGAUCUCCAAUCCCCAAUCCGAAUCUCAGCCGCCAAUCGCAACCCCCGCCUUCCGCGCCUUCGCAUCCCGAUUCACCGCCACCGUCCGCCACGCCUUCUCCCAGCGCCGCCCCUGGCUCGAGCUCCUCGACCGCUCCUCCUUCUCCCGCCCAGACUCCCUCGCCGAGGCCGCCUCCCGCAUCCGCCGCAACUUCUCCUAUUUCCGCGUCAACUACCUCUCUCUCCUCGCCCUUUCCCUCUCCUUCUCCCUCCUCUCUCACCCCUUCUCCCUCCUCCUCCUCCUCGCUCUCCUCGGCGCCUGGCUCUUCCUCUACGCCUUCCGCCCAUCCGACCAGCCCGUGGUGGUGGCAGGCCGCGCUUUCUCGGAUCGGGAGAUGCUGGGAAUUCUGGUGGUAUCCACGGUAGUCGUGGUGUUCCUCACCAGCGUGGGGUCUCUGCUCAUCUCCGCCCUGCUGGCCGGCCUCGCCGUGGUGUGCGCCCACGGCGCCUUCCGCAUGCCGGAGGAUCUGUUUCUGGAUGAGCAGGAGCCGAUCGGUUCUGGAUUCCUCUCGUUCCUGGGCGGCGCCGCCUCCUCCGCCGCCGCGGCCGCUGCUCCCGCAGUUGCAGGGCGCGUGUGA
Molecule: messenger RNA, 639 nt
Organism: Striga hermonthica
Lineage: Eukaryota; Viridiplantae; Streptophyta; Magnoliopsida; Lamiales; Orobanchaceae
Source: the annotation of a GenBank genome assembly